AUGAGGUUUGCAUCUCCCUCGAAGGUCCUCGUGGCCUCGCUCUGCGCAGCUGGCGUGCAGGCCGCUCCUGCCAUCGACCAGCUCGUCUACAACUCUCCCGCUCCAUCUGGCCUCGAGGCUCUCACCUUUGGUCUCUCGUCCAAGCUCUCCUCGGCCUUCAACAAUGUCCUCUCGCACGUCUCGCGCCCCGCCGCGGCCACCUACGAGGACGAAGGAAAGACCAUCUGGGAAGUCAUCAACGCGGACGAAGAGUUCAAGCAGCUCGCCCACGUCCUCAACUAUUCUUCGGAUGCCACCAAGGACAUCCUCAAGAAGAAGCAGAAUCUCACCUUUUUCGCUCCCCUCAACUGGCAUCACCACCGCGAUGGCGGCGAUGACGACAAGGACGCCUUCUCCGACUUGUCAUUCGGACCUGCUUCGAUGCAGGAGUGGGGCCGUAUCCAGAAGCAGAUCGCCGACUACGAGCGAGACUACAGCGCCGAGUCCAGCGACCACGACGACGAUGACGAUGACAAGGAGAAGAAGCGUCGCCGCGAGCUGAUCCGUCACCUCAUCGACGCUGCUGCCCUCUACCACCUGGUUCGCUCCGACACUGUGCUUGACGCCAAGGCCAUCGCCGACAACUCGAGCGUUGCUACGCUGCUCAACACCGGCAAGUCUCACGCCAACAACGAUGGCACCGACUGGCGUGUUCGCACCGGCAAGAGCCUACUCCCUCUCCCUGCCGUCUACCUCAACUUCUAUUCGCGCAUCGUCAAGCCCGACAUCCGCACGAGCAACGGUAUCAUCCACGCCAUCAAGUACCCUCUCAUGCUGCCUCCCGAUGUGCUGCAGGCGCUCUUCUUCGGCCAGACCACCUUCUCCACCUCGACGUCGGGUCUGCAGAAAGUGCAUGCUGCCAAGUAUCUCACCUACCGACCUUGGCACUCGCACCACGGCCACCGCCAGCACCAUGGUCACGAGCACGAUGGCAAGCACGCCAUCUCGGCUUGGCACCACGAGACCAAUGGUACCUUCAACGGCGUCCCUGCCGAGACGGUCUUUGUCCCCUCGAACCUGGCCUGGUCGCGUCUGCCGUUUGUGUUCCGCGCCUACCUCUUCUCGCCCUGGGGCUACCACCUGCUCCAGAAGGUGUUCAUGCUCCACUCGCUCCCCUCGGACAUUGUCUACGCCGAUUUUGUGCACCAUGUCAAGCACUCCGGCAAGGCGGCUCCCGAAGCGGUGCACACGACAGUUGAGGGCGGUCGCGCCAACAAGACCUCAUACACCUUCGACACGGUUUUGCCUGCCAUCCACGGCAAGAAGGGCGAGUUCGAGACCCUCGAUGUCGACGUCUAUCGCUACUACCUGCUCCCCGGUGGAAAGGGCCCGCUCCAGACCAGGAUGGUGGUGCAGAACGUCUCGAUCAUUCUGCAGGACAUUCCGGCUAGCAACGGUGUCUUCCACACCAUCGACAGGAUUCUCAAGCCCAAAGGUCAUCCUGAGAAGGGCAUCUGGGCCGAGGUCGCUGCUGCCGCAGAGGAGGCUGGCUUUGGUACCGUCGACCUGCACGCCGAAGCCCAGGCUGACUUGUGGUAA
Kalmanozyma brasiliensis GHG001 is the source of this 1578-nucleotide messenger RNA. RefSeq names its product FAS1 domain protein. Gene Ontology annotation, biological process: macroautophagy. Gene Ontology annotation, cellular component: fungal-type vacuole membrane. The transcript has a single exon. The coding region runs from base 1 to 1578 and encodes 525 amino acids. The record is from RefSeq and is a predicted model, not a curated record. NCBI's taxonomy places the organism in Eukaryota, Fungi, Basidiomycota, Ustilaginomycetes, Ustilaginales.